UCUUUAAGAAUCUGUGUAAGGGGUCGAGCAGGAUCUGUUUUCUUACGUGAAAGCCACUAUGAACCGUUGUGUCGGUUUCGUAUGCAUUCUACUGGAGCUUCUCUACAAGAGGUCAGUUCUGGCGCAGCUAUUUGUGGUGGCGGCUGCGCUAGGGUGGCUGCUGGUUCAAGUCAUCGCCAAAUGGCGGCGGCAGGAAUGUUAUCUUGUAGACUUCACAUGCUACAAACCGCCGGCCGAGCGGCAGGCUAACACGGAGAUGAGCAUUUACAUAUCGGCAAGUAGUGAGCCGAUUAUUCCAGAAAAUUCGAAAUUCCAGUGGAAAAUAUUUCUACGCUCCGGUCUGGGAGAAGAGACUUCGCUGUCGCGCCACUUUUUCAACGAAGGAAUGGUGCCGACAUUGGAGGAAGCGCGUGUGGAGAUGGAGGAGACCUUCUUCGCAACGGCGGACGAGCUGUUUGCCAGGACGGGUGUCACGCCGCAAGACAUCGAUAUAGUCAUAGUAACGGUCUCCACCUUCACGGCGGCGCCCUCGCACGCCGCCGUUGUCGCGAACCACUAUAAUAUGAAGGAAAACGUGAAGACGUUUAAUCUUUCCGGCAUGGGGUGCAGCGCCGGUGUUUUAGCGGUGGACAUGGCCAAGGAUCUGUUGCUCGUAAAUCCGGACUCGUACGUUCUCAUCCUCACCACCGAGAACACAACUGUCAAUGCAAACUACCCCGGCAACGACAGAACCUUCAUGCUCACCAGCUGCCUUUUUCGAGUUGGCGGCGCCGCCCUGCUUCUCUCCAACAAACCGCAAGAGGUCGCGCGAGCCAAAAUGCGGCUUGUCCAUUCCAUUCGGACCAACGUAGCCGCCAAUGACGAGGCCUACAGUUGCAUAUUUGUGGCGGAGGACGACGACGGCGUGUACGGUGUCCGUCUUCUCCAUUCUCUCCACGCCGUCGCUGCCAAGGCCGUGGCUAACAACUUAGCCACGCUCGGCCUCAAAGUUCUGCCGUUGAGCGAACAGCUAUACUACGCCUACAAUUGGCUCUGCAUAAAGUUUUUCAAGAUGAAGGUGGAGGCCUAUGUUCCCAACUUCAAGCUGGCGUUCCAGCAUUUUUGCGUCCACCCGGGAGGGCGCGCCGUCGUCAGCGGAAUCGGGAAAAGGUUGAAGCUGAGUGAGUACGAUCUGGAGGCGUCGCGCAUGGCGCUCUUUCGCUUCGGUAACACGUCGACGAGCGGCGUGUGGUACGAAAUGGCGUACUUGGAAGCGAAGAGGCGGCUCAAGGUUGGCGAGCGCGUGUUACAGAUUGCGUUGGGGUCGGGGUUCAAAUGCAACACCGCCGUUUGGGAAGUGCUGAGGGAGAAGCAUCCUUUGGAGAGCAGCUGCUGGGACGAGUGCAUUCACAGGUAUCCCUGCGAUACAAAUAGAAAAUACACGGAUGAUUUCUGUGACCAGUGGUUGCGUCGUGUUGGCCCCACACAAUCUACGUCUAACGACUUGGACAACACCACAGGCUGAUUGCACCUAUAUGUCUCAUUCAAACCCUCCUAGCGUCCUACUAUUUCAAUUUCGUAUACGUCUACUGAAUUGGUUUGGAACGUUGUCCCUCAUUUGGUACUCUCUUUCUUUUACACUUUGUUUAAUUCCUAAGCCCCUUCAAUGGAAAAGAUAUAGCCAUUGAUAAGGCCAAUGGGAAAGAGAUAUCUCCCUAUCCACCUAAUAAGAUUGAGCCAGCUAUUAUGUAUUAGAAGGUCUAGAUUGUGUUUAUGUU
Messenger RNA from Cryptomeria japonica (Japanese cedar), 1757 nucleotides. RefSeq names its product 3-ketoacyl-CoA synthase 9. The transcript has a single exon. Bases 59 to 1504 code for a protein of 481 amino acids. The record is from RefSeq and is a predicted model, not a curated record. Gene Ontology annotation, molecular function: acyltransferase activity, transferring groups other than amino-acyl groups. NCBI's taxonomy places the organism in Eukaryota, Viridiplantae, Streptophyta, Pinopsida, Cupressales, Cupressaceae. Gene Ontology annotation, biological process: fatty acid biosynthetic process. Gene Ontology annotation, cellular component: membrane.